CCAUAGCGCGGGAACCCUGUCUUCUCUGUUUCGCCAUGGCCGGGCGGCGCGGGGCUCUGAUCGUCCUAGAAGGCGUGGACCGCGCGGGCAAAAGCACACAGAGCCGAAGGCUGGUGGAGGCCCUGGGGGCAAAGGGUCACCGCGCAGAGCUGCUCCGCUUCCCAGAAAGAACAACAAAAAUUGGUCAACUGAUAAGUUCCUAUUUGGAAAAGAAGAACAACUUGGAGGAUCACACGGUGCAUUUGCUGUUUUCUGCUAAUCGCUGGGAACAAGUGCCAUUAAUCAAAGAGAAGUUAAAUCAGGGUAUCACUCUUGUAGUGGACAGAUAUGCCUUUUCAGGAGUUGCCUUCACAGGUGCUAAAGAGAACUUCUCUUUAGAAUGGUGUAAACAACCUGAUGUGGGGCUUCCAAAACCAGAUGUGAUCCUUUUCCUCCAACUGAAUACUUCUGAAGCAGCCAAACGAGGAGACUUUGGAAGUGAGCGAUAUGAGAACAGCUCUUUUCAAGAGAAAGUUCUGCAGUGCUACUAUGAUUUGAUGGAAGAUAAGACUUUGAACUGGAAAGUGAUAGAUGCUUCGAAGACCAUAGAAGAUUUACAUAAUGAAAUUAAAUCAAUUGUAGAAGAGGCCAUGCAAGAAGCUCAGCAUAAACCUAUAGGAGAACUGUGGAAAUAGAACUGGUUUAUAUGUGUUCAACUUCGAGCAUCUCAGUAUUUAUAUUUUCAACCUUUUUAACAGACCAAAUAGGAUUUCUUAGUUUGGCUAUUUAUUUUAACACUCUUCUAUAGACUGUUGUGCUUUAAAAGAGAAGAGUCUGAUCUUCCCUUAGAAGCUUCUCUCCAGGGGCUUUACUGGACCAGAAGCAUAAAAGAAGUGUAGCAAUAAGAUUUAUUCUACUCACAGAGACUGUAUAAUGGUUGUUGACAUCAAUAACGUCUUUCCUCAGUUCCUCAUCAUAUGAUGUUCACGUUUAGAUAAUCAUGUAUCAGAUUGAUAUGCAGUCUGUUUUGGCCAUGCAGUUGAAUGACUUUGCAAACUGACAUGCUUUAUCAAACUGUCACUCUUUGUUAAUGGCUUUGGAACAAACCAGAAUAUUCAGCCAUGAUUUAAAGAUUGCUUAAUAUAUUUUGUUUUCAAGUUAAAAAUUUAAUCAGUUCAAAUGAAAUGGAAAACUACACUUGAAGAUUUGCUGAUUUAUGCAAAAUGUCCUGCAUAUCUAAGAGAGCUCUGUGGCUCUCAUAAAGCUGAGUCACUGUCUGUUAAAAUCUUUUUAAAAAUGUAUUAGAAACCACCUAAGAGAUUACAACAUAUAUUUAAAUUAAAAUGUAUAUUUUUAGUUUCUGAAAAGCUUGAAUAAAUAUUCUUCAGGGUUAUUUUUUACUGCUAAAAUACUGACAAUUCUAGAGCAUUAUUCAUUUUUCCAUCUCUCCAUAUGCUUAAGAGAAAAGUAGUACAAAUAAUGAGUUUUCUGCUGUUUACUUGUAUUUUACCAUGUUGUUUUAAAACAGUUUGUGGUUCUAUAAUAGAGGACUGCAAUCUACUUUCCGUCAGGUUUUAUUUUAUUUGGGAGGUGGACCAUAACUCCUAUGUUUGUCCUUGGCUAUGCUGGCUGGAUCUCAAUGAACUUUGCUAUCUAAAGCAUUUGGAGAGUGCCAAAUUGUCUGCCUUGUUCUAGAGCUUCAGUCUAUUUAUUUUGAAGAAAUCAAUCAUUUGUGUUUAGCAGCAUGCUCUUCAAAUUGCAAGACAUUAUUUAAAUAAUUUUCCAGACUAUGAUUUUUGAAUGUAUAAAGGAAGUGAUCUUGCACCAGUUACAAUCUAAACUUUCAUUUAAUCACAA
Molecule: messenger RNA, 1836 nt
Organism: Anolis carolinensis (green anole)
Lineage: Eukaryota; Metazoa; Chordata; Lepidosauria; Squamata; Anolidae
Gene: dtymk
Product: deoxythymidylate kinase
Exons: 5
Coding region: 36-674 (212 amino acids)
Biological process (GO): dTTP biosynthetic process; dTDP biosynthetic process; dUDP biosynthetic process
Cellular component (GO): nucleus; cytoplasm; mitochondrion
Molecular function (GO): nucleoside diphosphate kinase activity; dTMP kinase activity; ATP binding
Source: RefSeq, a predicted model, not a curated record